Molecule: messenger RNA, 1575 nt
Organism: Brenthis ino (lesser marbled fritillary)
Lineage: Eukaryota; Metazoa; Arthropoda; Insecta; Lepidoptera; Nymphalidae
Source: the annotation of a GenBank genome assembly
AUGGCUAGACCUUUACUUAAGUUCCUAUUAAUUACAACUUUAAUUGUAUCAGUCCAGGCAGAUGUAGGUAUCAUAUUCAACGAAUUACAAGUCCAUAAAGAUUUGGAAGUCCUCCUCAUAGAUAUUUUAAACGGCUUGAUCAGAAACGAUGCGGUUACUUGUCUAACGAUAGUUUGCGAUGAUGUGUAUUUAAAUGUUUUUGAAGGAGCCCUAUUCAAACGGACUUUAAAUGUGCCGUAUAAUAUGAUUGUAGUGGAGGAUUAUGAAGAUUUGUUGUCACCGAAUUUCAGUACUUUAGAAUCUUUGAUGCAGGCGAGGACUGAUGGGUGCAACGUUUAUGUUAUUUUAAUGGCUAAUGGUUUACAGUUGACUAGGCUUCUGAGAUUUGGAGACAGCACCAAAAACAAAGCUUGGUUCGACCUUUCAACGGUUCCGUUUCCGAACCCUAUAAAAGGAAUUUUCAUAUCGCGACGUGUAGACAUAUGGAAGAACGGGAAACUACACUAUGGCAGAGACCUAUUUGCGGAUAAAACUAGAAAUUUGUAUGGUGAAAUUCUAAAUGUGGUAUAUUAUGAUCAUUUACCAUCUGUUGUUAUUAUGAAAUCGAAUAACACCAAAGUUGGGGGCGUUGAGAUUGAAAUUUUGAAUACUUUAGCACAGAAAAUGAAAUUUGAGCCAAAAUUAUAUCAAUCGCCUAAUCCUGAUUUACAUAAAUGGGGUGGAAAACUAAGUAACGGUUCUUUUUCCGGUCUCCUUGGUGAGAUGGUCAUACAAGUUCAACCAAAUGUGAUCUACAUAUGUGGUGGUGAUCUACGUAACGAUAACGACGCAAAUUGCACGUAUGAGGGGGAAAACAGUCUGCUCUUACAGCAAACUAGUAACUGGCUGUUGAGUAUUUGGCCUCGAAGACACGAGAUCACAGCUAAAGACUCGCCGCUUGGGUCUUUAGAGUUUUUGGAGAAUUGUGAUGAGAAAUUGAAGAAGACUUGUGCUUGGAAGAGUAUGGAGGAUAUGAUCGAUCCAUAUAAUCUAACCCAAAUGUACAAAUGGCUGACUGCAUUUGUCCUAAAGAUGACGUAUGAAAAAGUGAACAAAUUGAAACAAGAAGGCAAAAACAACUGGGAAGCCAAGAACGACUCGCAGUCAUACAACGCUGUGACGCUAUCUGUGGUCUAUGGAGAGAAUCACAUUUUGAACCAUUUCUACAAGACUGCGAAGAGUUUCGAAGACGUUGCCUGCAGAAAGGUUUUGCUGAAGCUCGUCUCUUUGUUCAGUGCUUUUCUACUCGAGAAACAUAUGGCAACAUUAUAUAUUGGCGGCUACUUCACCCUCGACCAAGGGUUGGUCCUUCGCGAGGGAGUCCUGCGGCUGUGCGCGGAGCUCGUGCCCGACGCGGUGUCGCUGGCGGACACGCUCGCGCCGCCCGACUUCUGCCUCCACUCCGUGCUGGGCAACGCUGAUGGAGAGGUAUACAAGCACAUACAGAAGCGUGUCAUGACAUACCCCGGCGCGCUGGAGCGCCCGCACUGGUGGCGGGACGUCGUGUUCUGGCAAUCCUACAUACCUUCCAAAUUG